Messenger RNA from Amphimedon queenslandica, 2103 nucleotides. Its product is annotated as serine/threonine-protein kinase ppk4-like. Bases 85 to 1968 code for a protein of 627 amino acids. Gene Ontology annotation, cellular component: IRE1-TRAF2-ASK1 complex. Gene Ontology annotation, biological process: IRE1-mediated unfolded protein response; protein phosphorylation; intrinsic apoptotic signaling pathway in response to endoplasmic reticulum stress. Gene Ontology annotation, molecular function: protein serine/threonine kinase activity; ATP binding; RNA endonuclease activity. The record is from RefSeq and is a predicted model, not a curated record. The transcript is spliced from 11 exons. Lineage: Eukaryota; Metazoa; Porifera; Demospongiae; Haplosclerida; Niphatidae.
GAUAAGAAUUCAUUGUUAGGAAAAGGAGCUAGUAGCACUGUUUACAAAGGUACUUUUAAAAGGGAAGGUGUUGCAGUGAAAAGGAUGAAAGAGGAAUUAUCUGAUGAUGACAAAAAGUUUCUAUUAAGCAUUAAACAUGACAAUAUUGUAUUGGUACAUUGUAUUGAAAGUCAUCAGGGUCUUGACCACAUUGUUCUGGAGCUUUGUUUGGCUUCUUUUUAUCAAUAUUUCAAGAAAUUAAAAAAAGUAAUGGAUAAAUUUGAUGGAUUGACUGUUGUCAAAAAGAAUGUGAAUCAAGAUGCAGUGAAAGGAUUGGAGUAUUUACAUGAACAAAAUAUCGUCCAUAGAGAUAUCAAGCCAGGAAAUAUUCUUUUAGUACAAAAGAGCUCUUCAUCUGAAGUUAAAGCAGUCCUGGCUGACUUUGGAAUCUCUACUAAAUUGAAUAAUCGAGAUGCAGUGACCACACAGAGACGUAGAGGAACUGAUACAUGGAUGGGUCCGGAACUAUUACUUGAUGAUAUAAAAGCUUGUAAAUUCAGUCGAGAGUCAGAUAUAUUUUCAAUGGGGUGUGUCAUAUAUUUUGUUGAAACUGGCGGAAGCCAUCCCUUUGACAAAGGACAUGAUGAUGAUUACACUAUUCAUCAAAAUGUCAAAAAUUAUGAUCGAUGUGAUUUUCGUCUACUUCAUGGCAAACCAAAAGCUACUGCUUUAAUUAAAAAAACGAUACAGCUUGACAGAGCUUCAAGACCAAGUGCUAGUGAAGUAUUAGAUGAUCCUUACUUUCAGGAAGAUGAUCCACAAGACACUAUACAUGUACCACCACAGCUGACCGAAGGAGAGGAAGCACCUCAGGGCGCUACACUACAAGAUACCAGUGAGGUACAAGAUGGGGCCAGUAUUCCACCACCAGAGCAGAGUGUGACAGAUACGUCAUAUGGUAAACAGUUGCAUAACUCUAUGUCAGAUAUGUCUCAUUCUCUUCCUCGAUACAUAGUUGAUCAGUAUAUCAGAUUACUUACAAUUGUUGGUGUGAAAUGUGACAUGAAACCUGACUGGUCACUAUCAAAAAAGUUUUUAGAGUUGUACUCCACCCACACAUCAGAGAAGUCUCCACAAGUUGCUGCAAGUUAUGUGUACAAGAUACUGACUGGCCUGGGGUAUGAAGAAAUGGGUGACUUCAGAGCAUACUUGCAUACUGAAGUAGAAAUUGACUCAAAAAUAACUGAGGAAUUGGAGAAAAUUACUGAGUUCAGGCCAGCCAUCAUUAAAGUUGUACGUGAUGAACUGGGUCCUCGUUUGGGUGACUAUCAAAUUGAUCGCUAUCGUAUGGUUCUCACUGUACUAUGCAGUAUUACGUUUGAUUCUAACAAGUCCUUUUUUGAGCUUUUCACUGAUUUGACAGGAAAUCUUGGGAAAUACCCUCUCGCUGUUUCCUUGACUAUUGGAGUCCUGGAAAGAUCUGGUUGGGGGGAUACAAAGAAAUUGAAGCUGUUUUCAUUACCAAACUUUGAUAUUAACACGUCUUAUCCUAAAAUAUAUCUCUGCCUAACAGUUGCUGAUUACUAUGGUAACAUGAGUCAGAGGGACUUCAGCAGUGCUAAGGUCUACACCUCUUCACUUCACCUCAACAGCCACAAUGUGUCUAAUAUGAGUAGAGUCCAGUUUACACUGUUACUGAUGGAGCGUGGUGUUAUUGAAGUUGGUGAUGUCUCUAAAAUUGAGGAUAAUGAUCGAUAUCCUCUCUUCUUUAAGAAAUACAAACAGAGAUGCAAAGGACCAAGCAAGGUGACUGCUCCAGCAACUGAUGAGACAGUGGCAGUUCAACAGAGGAAAGCUCAAGCUACUUCAGGUCAAAGUCCAUCAACUUCAACUGAUCAACCAAGCUUCUUGACUCAAAGCAGGAAGCAUAAGAAGUACCUGGUACAGCCACACAAGUCAAUAAAGGACCAACACUAUGUUCAUGUUUAGAAAGACUCUUUACUUUAGGGAACUUGAUAAUUUAACAUACCAAUGCAUUAUAAGGCAGCAGUAAUACUGGAAUAUGAUUAUUGCAGUGAAAAAUUUUUAUGUAAAUUUAAUAAUUUUAAAUAAGUUUAAUUUUAA